This is a messenger RNA of Helicoverpa zea (corn earworm), 1065 nucleotides long. It is a transcript of the gene CPR33, whose product is annotated as endocuticle structural glycoprotein ABD-4-like. The transcript is spliced from 4 exons. Gene Ontology annotation, molecular function: structural constituent of chitin-based larval cuticle. Gene Ontology annotation, cellular component: chitin-based extracellular matrix. The record is from RefSeq and is a predicted model, not a curated record. The coding region runs from base 63 to 524 and encodes 153 amino acids. NCBI's taxonomy places the organism in Eukaryota, Metazoa, Arthropoda, Insecta, Lepidoptera, Noctuidae.
UUGUGCCUUUGAUUGCAUCCAGUCCCUUUGUAUUGACGUCCCCUGCCCCACAUUCUAACACAAUGAUCUCGUUAAUCUUCGUACUCCUCGUAGCCGUUUCAUACUCAACAACGCAGGCGCAAUCUACCGCUCCGAUCCCAAUCAUUCGCUAUGAAUCCGACGGUCCUAAUCCUGAUGGAUCCUAUAAAUGGCUUUAUGAGACAGGCAAUGAAAUCAAUGCCGAAGAGUCGGGUUACGUGAAAAACUUCGGGCAAGGCGAAGGCAAGGAGAUACAAACUGCGGAAGGCAAGUUCAGUUACAAAGCUCCCGACGGCUCGCUCAUCGCACUCACGUACAUCGCGGACGAAAACGGAUUCCAACCACAGGGAGACCAUCUGCCUACACCUCCACCAAUCCCAGAAGCUAUCGCCAAAGCAUUGGAAUACCUGAAGACUCUGCCCCCAGGAGCCAAUGAAGGGGCUUCAUCGAACAUCAAGCCACAAUUCCAAGCGGCGCCCUUCAAGGCAAGACCGAGACUUUUCUAAUAUUCUACAACCCCGCAUCUAAUGUAUACGAGACAGCGUAACAUUUACAAAUGAACGACGCUUUGCACAUAAAUCUUGUGUAAAUAUAGAAAAUAUAUUAUAAAGAUAAAAGUUCAGAAGUAUUAAUAAAUAAUCAUCAAUUACGUAAAUUAAGUCUGUUAUUGAAUUGUUUGGCUGAAAGGUUAGAAUUUGAUUUGUAAAUUCUGUUGCAUUCUGUCUAAAGUUAUGCUGGUGAUGUUUGAUUUCAUACAUUUUAUUAAAAAGAUGAUUGCUCAACAUAAACUGAAAACUUUGAUAUUAUUUGUCAUUUGUGUAUGUAAGUUAGAUUAUAGUAAGUUAGAAUUGAAUUAUUUUUAAACAGUAAUGAUUAAAAUAAAUAAGAAAUUUGAAAGCGUACCAAUAUUUUGCACUAGAAAACUCAAAGUUUAAAUAUUAUUAAAAGUUAAGAUAGCUUUAAGAAAAUUAUCUUAGCCGUUAAAAGUCAUGCUAUAUUUUAAGAGUAAAUGCAAUGUAAUUAAUUUCAAUAAAGUUAUUGAAAGUA